Messenger RNA from Cucumis sativus (cucumber), 2328 nucleotides. RefSeq names its product putative chloride channel-like protein CLC-g-like (gene CLCG). Gene Ontology annotation, molecular function: voltage-gated chloride channel activity. The record is from RefSeq and is marked provisional. Gene Ontology annotation, biological process: transmembrane transport; chloride transport. The transcript is spliced from 7 exons. NCBI's taxonomy places the organism in Eukaryota, Viridiplantae, Streptophyta, Magnoliopsida, Cucurbitales, Cucurbitaceae. Gene Ontology annotation, cellular component: plant-type vacuole membrane; intracellular membrane-bounded organelle. Bases 1 to 2328 code for a protein of 775 amino acids.
AUGUCGUUGACACUAGCUGAUUCCACCAAUGGCGAUGAAGAAUCCAUCAUCACUCCCUUGCUUGCCCAGAAAUCGCUUGCAAAUUCUUCCUCACAGGUUGCUAUUGUUGGAGCUAAUGUUUGCCCCAUUGAGAGCCUUGAUUACGAGAUUUUCGAUAAUGAGUGCUUCAUGCAAGAUUGGAGAAGUCGUGGGGAUUUCCAGAUAUUUCAGUACUUGGUUAUGAAGUGGCUUUCAUGCUUCUUGAUUGGUUUGAUCAUGGGUCUUGUUGGAUUUUUCAAUAACCUGGCGGUGGAGAAUAUUGCAGGGAAGAAGUUUGUGAUCACUUCGAAUAUGAUGCUCGAGGGCAGGUAUGGGAUGGCUUUUCUUGUUUUCUCUGUUUCCAAUUUAGUUCUCACCCUAUUCGCAUCUGUCAUUACGGCAUUGAUCUGUCCCCAAGCAGCUGGUUCAGGUAUACCAGAAGUAAAGGCUUAUCUGAAUGGUGUGGAUGCCCCUGGAAUAUUAUCGCCUCGGACGCUGUUAGUGAAGAUUGUUGGCAGCAUUUCUAUUGUGUCAUCAUCGAUGAUUGUUGGAAAAGCUGGGCCUAUGGUACAUACUGGGGCAUGCGUUGCAUCCUUGGUAGGGCGGGGGGGUUUCAAAAUAUUUGGCUCAACAUGGAGAUGGCUAUACCUUCUCAAGAAUGAUCGAGAUAGGCGGGAUCUUGUAACAUGUGGAGCCGCUGCUGGAAUAGCUGCUUCUUUUCGUGCUCCUGUUGGUGGUGUGUUAUUUGCUUUUGAAGAGAUGGCAUCUUGGUGGAGAAGUGCCAUUCUGUGGCGAUCAUUUUUCACAACGGCUGUAGUUGCUGUGGUAUUACGCUCACUGAUUGACAUGUGUUUAAAUGGAUUAUGUGGAUUAUUUGGUAAAGGGGGACUUAUAAUAUUUGAUACCUACUCAGACUUUCCUACAUAUCACCUCGAAGAUCUACCUCCUGUGCUUGUUCUUGCUUUUAUCGGAGGCAUACUUGGAAGCUUAUAUAAUUUUUUUUUGAACAAACUUCUUCGCAUUUAUAAUCUCAUACACGAGAAAGGCAUUAUUUACAAAAUUUUACUGGCUUGCACGGUCUCAAUUUUCACAUCCUUCCUUCUUUUUGGAUUACCAUGGUUUGCAUCGUGCCAACCUUGCCCAUCAAGUGCUCGAGAAAUUUGUCCUACCAUAGGUAGAUCUGGUAACUUCAAGAAGUUUCAGUGUGCUCCUGGUCACUACAAUGAUCUUGCAAGUCUCAUAUUUAACACCAAUGACGAUGCCAUAAAAAAUCUCUUUAGCAAGGACACAGACUCCGAGUUCCAGUUGUCAUCAAUGCUCACAUUUUUUGUUACCUGUUUUUCCUUGAGCAUUCUAAGUUAUGGGACAGUUGCUCCUGUUGGCUUGUUUGUCCCUGUUAUUGUGACUGGAGCUUCUUAUGGUCGUUUCAUCGGAAUGAUUGUCAGUCCACACACGAACCUAAGCCAUGGCUUCUUUGCCAUAUUAGGUGCUGCUUCAUUUCUCGGGGGGACGAUGAGAACAACAGUUUCUCUCUGUGUUAUUUUGCUUGAAUUGACCAAUAAUUUGUUGUUACUGCCUUUAAUAAUGUUGGUUCUUCUUAUUUCCAAGACCGUAGCUGAUGCUUUCAACAGUAAUAUAUAUAACUUGAUCAUGAAAGCGAAAGGAUUUCCUUAUCUAUAUGGCCAUGUUGAGCCAUACAUGAGGCAGCUCAAUGUUGUUGAUGUACUAACGAGUCCGCUUCAAUUAUUUAACGGCAUUGAGAAGGUUCGCAAUGUAGUAAACGUUCUCAGUAUGACAAGCCAUCACGGAUUUCCUGUCAUUGACGAACCUCCUUUCUCCGAAUACCCUAUUUUAUAUGGUCUAGUUCUCAGAACCCACAUUAUCAUGUUGUUAAAGAAGAAAGCUUUCUUGUCCGUUCCAACACUAGGAUCAGAAAGAGAAGAUCCUUGCAAGCUAUUCUCAGCUGAUGAUUUCGCCAAGAUGGGUUCAGGUGAUGUUGAAAGGAUUGAAGAUGUACAAUUGACUGAUGAAGAGAUGGAGAUGUUCAUUGAUCUACAUCCGUUUGCCAAUACUUCACCUUGUACUGUCAUGGAGACCACGUCACUUGCAAAGGCUCUUGAAAUUUUUCGAGAAACUGGUUUAAGACACAUGUUGGUGAUUCCCAAGGUCCCUGGGAGAUCGCCCGUGGUUGGUGUAUUGACUCGGCACGACUUUAUGCCAGAUUACAUUCUCAGUUUGCAUCCAAGGCUGGAGAAAAGCAGAUGGAAAAGGUUAAGAAUCAAAUUUCACCUGAAGAAAAAAUUCUUCUAG